Molecule: messenger RNA, 6305 nt
Organism: Sebastes umbrosus (honeycomb rockfish)
Lineage: Eukaryota; Metazoa; Chordata; Actinopteri; Perciformes; Sebastidae
Exons: 4
Coding region: 231-3785 (1184 amino acids)
Molecular function (GO): GTP binding
Source: RefSeq, a predicted model, not a curated record
GUUGACUUUAUUUUUGAGCUGAGACUUGAUUUGUUCACUCUGAGAGAGACUGUCGCAGCAAGAAUUGUACCUGGUGUUGACUGUUGAUGCUCGGUGAAGUCAGACUAACUACAGUAUGCUGUUAUGCCAGAUAUGGUGUGACCUCGACCAACAUUACCAUAAAACUGCAAUAAAAGAUCCAACUUCAGGCACCAACUUCAGCUACUAAAGUGGAAUUCCUGUGACACAAAAUGGCGUCAUCAGCAUCUGCAUCUGAUCUCAGGAUUGCGAUAUUUGGAAAAAGUCAGAAUGAACAGACAACACUAAGUGACUUCAUCACUGGAAAAAGAGAUUCUUCUCAUCCAACAAUGACCAAACAAUCUGCACACAUCCACAGAGAGUGGAGGAAACAACCCUUCACGGUAGUGAAAACGAACGCGAACAUCUUCAGUGUGCCGGUGGAACGGGUGAAACACGCGAUGAAGAAGUGCGUGGUUGAAUGCCCUCCUGGACCAAAUGUCCUCCUUCUCUUAGUGAAGCCGUCUGACUUCACUGAGCAGGACCGACAAAAACUGAAGUUCAUCAUUAGCUUCUUUGGACAAGAUGCUUUUCAAUACUCAAUGGUCAUCCUAACACAAAAUGAUAGGGGACAGAAUUUCUCGCUCAAUCAACUCAUCCAAGACUGCGGACAAAGGCAGCACAGAAUGAACUUUGAUGAAAAAGACUUCCCUGACUACGAUCGUAAAGAAUUGAUGGGGAAAAUGGAGAUCGUAGUGGAUGAAAACAGGCGGCGAUAUUUAAUCUUCACCGAAGACACUGAUUCCAUGGCAGCACCUGAAUGUGCAAAACCUCCUCUAAACCUGGUGUUGUUUGGGACACACAGAGCCUGGAAGACUUCAACGGCCAACGCCAUCCUGGGAGAAAGAAAGUUUGGACCACUUGUUGACUCAUCAGAGUGUGUUAAAAAGCAAGGAGAGGUGUGUGGACGCUGGGUUUCCCUGGUGGAGCUUCCUGCCUUGUAUGGAAAACCUCAACAGGCAGUUAAGAAAGAAUUAUUGAAGUGUAUCUCCCUCUGUGAUCCCGAGGGCGUCCAUGCCUUCAUCCUGGUCCUACCUGUGGGUCCCCAAAGUGAGGAAGACAAGAAAGAGUUGGAGACCAUCCAACAUACUUUCAGCUCCGGAGUCAAUGAUUUCACCAUGAUUCUUUUUACCAUGGAGACAAAUCCCAGCUUUAGAGCCGAGAGGUCUCUACAGGAAAGCAGAGAAAUCAUUCAGAGCUGUGGCGGACGAUACCUUGUCUGCAACAUCAAGGACAGGCAGCAGGUCUCUAAGGUGUUAAAUACCGUGGAAACGAUGAGAGCUGUGGGACGCCGGAGCUUCACGAAAGAUAUGUUUCCCAAGCCUCAAAUUAAUCCGGUUACAAAACACACAUCAGAUGCAGAAAGUUGGAGUGGAGCGUUCCACAGGAAUGCGCAGAGUACAAUGUCUCUCAGGAUGCCGCCGAGUAGAGUGUUACUUAGUAUGGCGCCAAGUACAGAGCCUCCCAGUAUGGUGUCGAGUAGAGAGUCUUCCAGUAAGGUGUCGAGUGGAGCGUUUCACUGGAUGGCGCCGAGUAGAGAGCCUCCCAGUAUGGCGCCAAGUAGAGAGCCUCCCAGUAUGGCACCGAGUAGAGAGCCUUCCAGUAUGGUGUCGAUUAGAGAGCUUUCCAGUAUGGUGUCGAUUAGAGAGCCUCCCAGUAUGGCACCGAGUAGAGAGCCUUCCAGUAUGGUGUCGAUUAGAGAGCUUUCCAGUAUGGUGUCGAUUAGAGAGCCUCCCAGGAUGGCGCCGAGUGGAGAGUCUUUCAGUAUGGUGUCGAGUGGAGAGUCUUUCAGUAUGGUGUCGAGUAGAGAGUCUUCCAGUAUGGUGUCGAGUAGAGAGCCUCCCAGGAUGGCGCCAAGUAGAGAGCCUCCCAGUAUGGUGUCGAGUAGAGAGCCUCCCAGGAUGGCGCCAAGUAGAGAGUCUUCCAGUAUGGCGCCAAGUAGAGAGCCUCCCAGUAUGGCACCGAGUAGAGAGCCUUCCAGUAUGGUGUGGAGUAGAGCGUUUCACUGGAUGGCGCCGAGUAGAGAGCCUCCCAGUAUGGCGCCAAGUAGAGAGCCUCCCAGUAUGGCACAGAGUAGAGAGCCUUCCAGUAUGGUGUCGGUUAGAGAGCCUCCCCGGAUGGCGCCGAGUGGAGAGUCUUUCAGUAUGGCGCCGAGUGGAGAGUCUUUCAGUAUGGUGUCAAGUAGAGAGUCUUUCAGUAUGGUGUCAAGUAGAGAGCCUUCCAGGAUGGCGCCGAGUGGAGAGCCUCUCAGGUUGGUGCUGAUUGGGAAAACUGGUUGUGGAAAGAGUGCCACCGCAAACACUAUUUUGGGCAAAGAAUGCUUUGAUUCUAAACUUAGUCAAACAUCUGUGACCAAGCUUUGCCAGAAAGAAACAGGAGAGAUUGACGGACGGCCCGUCGCGCUGGUCGACACCCCCGGCUUGUUCGACACGUCUCUGACCAAUAAGGAAGUUCAACAGGAGAUUAUGAAAUGCAUCAGCUUGUUGGCUCCAGGACCUCACGUGUUCUUACUGGUGCUGCAGAUCGCCCGCUUCACACAAGAGGAGAAAGAAACCGUGGAACUGAUCAAGGCGUGUUUUGGCAAGAAGUCAGAAGACUACAUCAUGAUUUUAUUCACCAAAGGAGAUCAACUUAAUGACCAAACAAUUGAGAGUUACAUAGGAGAUGACACUGAGAACUCCUUAAAACAACUGACAACGGACUGUGGAAGAAGAUACCACGUCUUCAAUAACAGCGAUCGGGAGAAUCGUUCUCAAGUCAGCCAGCUGCUGACCAAGGUCGAGUCAAUGGUGAGGAAAAACGGCGGCGGCUAUUUCACCUCAGAGUUGUUCCAAAGAGCAGAGGAAGCCAUACAAAAGGAAAAGGAGAAGAUCAUGAGGGUGAAGGAACAAGAGGUGAGGGACCUUGAAAGAAAACAUCAAAAAGAGAUGCGAGAGAAGGAAGAAAAGUUUGCAGAGCUAGAAGCUAAACUUGAUCAAGAAAGAGAAGAGAGAGCCAAAGAAAAGGAGGAGGAGAGGAAGAGAGAACAGAAAAAGAAAGAGGAGAUGAACAAGAAAAGGCAGGAGGAAAUCCAACAACUCAAGUGGGAAGAAAAACUUAAAACUUUGGAGGAACAAAUAAAAUAUGAAUCACAAAAAAAUGCCUUUGCUGACUGGGUGUUAGUAUUACGGUCUAGAGAAGACCUGAAAAAAGAACAAGAGGCUUGGGAGCAGGAACAAAAGGACAAACAAUACCAAGAAGAUCAACAGAAAAGAGAGGAGGAGGAGGAGGAAAAACGACUUAAAAAGCUCAGACAACAAGAUGAUAUGAUCAGAAGGGAACACGAGGAAAGAGAACGUAAAGAGCUACGAGAACUCCAUGAGAAGAAAAUGACAGAAAUGAGGAAGAGAAAUGAAGAGGAGGCCAGGAAGCAAGCUGAAGAAUACAAUGAAUUCAGUAUGAGGAAAGGAAACGCAAAGGAAAAACUGAAGCAGAAGCAACGAAACAAAAAUGACUUGAUGAUAAGACAGCUGAGCAGAAACAUAGUGUACCAGAAAGACAUUAGGAAACUGCAGGAAAAACAAGAACAAGAAAGGAAAGACAUGAAGUUGGCACAUUUUUUGCACGACAGAGAACAUCUGUACAAGGAAAUGAACGAGCUGGAGCAAAAACAUGAGCAGGAAAUCGAUGACUGGAUACAAGAACAUUUGAAGAAAGCCAAACAGGACAAAGGGUGCCCCAUUUUAUGAGAUGUUGCAAAGUUUCAGCUGCAGAACUGAGCUUUUGUUUUGACGACAUGACAUAUUAAAAGGUGCAGUGUUUAGGAUCUGGUGACAUCUAGUGGUGCAACCAACGGAGUACCCCUCCGCUGACUCCUCGCUUUCCAAGACUGCGGUAAACGUGAGCCGCCAACUGCAAAACCGUGGUAACGCCGUUGGCCUCGCUCAGAGCCCAUCCUUACCAUAAUAACACUACUUUAGGAGCAACAGAAGUCAGACGGCGGCUGGUGGUAUCACGGUUUACCACUCUAAGGAUCACGUUACCGCUGUUUCAAGUGGGUCGGAGAACUACGGUGGCCUUCAGCUAACAGUAAAGCGCAAAAGCCUCUCUCUAGAGCCAGAGUUUGUUUUUUUCCAUUCUGGGCUACUGUAGCUCCUUAUGUAGAUAUGAAGGACUCAUUCUAAGCUAACGAAAACACAACGAUGAAUAUUAUAUUCCAUUUCUGCUAAUAGAUCCCCGAAAUGUUAAACACUGUUCAUUCAAGUGUGAUUUAAUUUGUUUUUCAUAUCAAACUGGUGUACAGUAUAUACGGUGAUGGCCUAUAGACCCUUUUUGUGUUGACGUCAUGAUGAGGUCACGGUGUUAGCUGGAGGCUAAACAAAGGAAAGACUGGAGGAACACUAGCAGUGGGCUAAAGUUACACAUCUAAAAUGUCAUCUUGCUGUGUUGUUGGGUGCCAGAAUCCAGAUAUCACAGACAUUUGAGAUGGCAAACUGUGAUUCGAGGCUCUAGCGAGCUACAAUAUCAGAGAAACGAGACAAAAUGUUGCUGAUAUUUAGCCCUCUGCUAACCGCAGCCGUGAGCCAUCAGCAGAAAGCCGUUAGCAGAAAGCUAAACUUUGUCUUUGUCUUGACUUUGUGUUUUUGCACAAACUUUUAAACUGAUAUUAUUUACUUUUAAGACACAGUUAAGAAGGUAAACUAGUGAAUCCUGAUGCAAAUAAAUGAAUGCAUAAAAGAUAUAAUUACAUAUCUAUUUUUUUUAACAAUUAAUUUCUAUUUUUUAUUUACAUAAUAAAUGCAGUCAUAAAAUGUAACUAAACACAAUGCUUACACUGCAAAUGUGUUUUUUCUUUUCUUUUGUUCAGUUGGGUUUAUAAUUACAGAAGGUUAAUAUUAAUGUCACCACAUUUUAAGAAAGUUAAAUCCUCAUUCAGAAUGUUUUUGCUGCUCUCUUGUUUCUUGAAGAACACUUAACAAUUUAACAAUUUAAAACAUGUACAUAGAUGAAUUAAAUGUUUGUUACGUUACACAUUUGUUCCUCGUUGAGCUGAUGUAUCAAGAAGUAUGUUCUACUGUGACAAUGGGAACCAACGAUCCACUGAAAAUAAUUUUCAGAUUUGAUGAUUGAUGUUUUAAACCGUGUUUAACAUUUAUUUCUAAUUAAUUAUUCUUAUUACUUAUGUGUUGUAAAUAAAUGUGGUAAGCUCUGCAGUUUACGUCUAGUGUAUCUGUGUAACAGACAGGUAAACUAAAGUCUUGACUUUGUCUUUUUGCACAAUCUUUUAAACUGAUAUUUACCUAUUUUCCUUUUAAGACACAGUUAAGAAGGUAAACUAGUGAAUCCUGAUGCAAAUAAAUGAAUGCAUAAAAUAUUUAAUUACAUUCCUAUUUUGUUUCGCUAGGAAUUUCUAUUAUUUACUUAAAUAAUAAUUGCAGUCAUAAAAUGUGACUUAACAUCUAGGCUUACACUGUAAAUACUUUUUUUGUAAUAUAUGUAUUUUUUUUGUUGAGUUGUGUUUAUAAUUACAGAAGGUUAAUACUAAUGUCACCACAUUUAAGGAAAGUUUAAUCAUCAUUUAAAAUGUUUUUCCACUGCAAAAUCUGCAAAUAUACUCUCUUGUUUCUUAUAAGCACACAUAACAAUUUAAAAAAUGUAUAUAGAUGAAUAAAGUGUUUGUUAAAUUAAACUUUUUUUCCUCGUUGAGCUGAUGUAUGAAAAUCGAUAUGUUCUACUGUGACAAUGGGAGCCAACGAUCCACUGGCCAUGAAAUAAGUCUUCAAUGUGUUGUUCUGAUUUUGCUAAACAAAACGUGUUAAAUCAUUUUCCGUUUUGAUGAUUGAUGUUUUAAACCAUAUUUAACAUUUAUUGCUAAUUACAUAUACAGAAUGUAAUGUCAAGUUACUUAUGUGUUAUAAAUAAAUGUGGUAAACUCUUCAGCUUACGUCUCAGUGUGGAAUAAUUGGCUUUCAUUUACUGCAGUGAAUUUUUAACAUCAUCUCUACUGACACUUCAAGUAUCAGAUUUCAUCAUGAUGUUUGUUUUCUUUAUGUGCGAGCUGAUCAACAAGUUUUACUUGUUUUCUCAUUUACAGUCAACGCUUUGCGUCGUUGUAGCACCAACCUUUUCUCUCGUGAUGUGGUUGUGCUUUUCAACCUGGGGCCUCAUUACAGACACUUCUUAAGUCUGAAAUCCUAUUUUAUCUCAGUUUAGGAUGACAUUUAGGAAUUUUGUAGUAUAGAAACAUGUUUCCCAACUGCAUUUAGGAA